Messenger RNA from Xylaria bambusicola, 1097 nucleotides. RefSeq lists its product as uncharacterized. Bases 210 to 1097 code for a protein of 295 amino acids. Lineage: Eukaryota; Fungi; Ascomycota; Sordariomycetes; Xylariales; Xylariaceae. The record is from RefSeq and is a predicted model, not a curated record. The transcript has a single exon.
CUGAAUGCUUUGCCCUCUAUAACUAACUAAUCGACAUCAUUAGUCGUGAUUGCUCCCCUUUGGUGACAAGGGAAGCUGUUCCGCUUGGUCUUACCACGUCCAACUUGGAGCGUCGAUUUGAAUUAUCCUGCAUCCAGUUCUUCACGCCCCAAGAUCGUACUUCGCCGCUUUCCAUCUGGUAACUACAUCGCCAUUGCAAAUUAGUCAUCAUGCCACACGAUUGUGGCGAUUUUAUUCCUGGCUUUGAAGCCAGUGACAUUGACCGGUGGAUCGGUACAUUCCACAUUUCCCCAGUGAAGCCGUGGCCGAACGAAGGCGAGAAAUUGGACGAAACGCCCGAGCAAAGGAGCAUACGACUCUGGUAUUUUCCUGACGACGAAGACAAUGAACAUCAUAAUGGCACUUCUAGCUCAGAACAUCCUGAUCACCAGACGGAAAAUGAACAGAGUCCAAAAGUGCAGUAUCCAAGUCUUUCUAUGCCUCAUCCAUAUGUCAUAAUCCCCGGAGGAUCAGAUUCAGGCCUCAGCUCCGACAGCAUUCCAUCCGCCGAUGGCAAACUUUCGAAAUUGGAAGAAGAGAAACUGAUAGCGGAGACAUUGGAAGUUUGGCCUGAUUUCCACGUCGUAUGGCCCUCAGACGAAGAAAUAGCGUUCUCAAAUCUGUGUGCUGAGGUGGAAGAGCUCGUGAAGAAGGACCUGCAUCUAGCUGCUCUCACGCGCGCCCUCCAGGACGCCUACGACCAUACCUUCGCCACGCACCCUAGCCAUGCAUUCUCCGUAAGCAUCGAGGUCUACAAGCUAGGCCGGAACAAAGCUGAGAUCCCGGUAAUAAAGAUGGACUUCCACAAGAAACUGCAUUUCCUUUUCAGAAAACAACUCGCGCGUCGCUUGCUCGCCGGCCUUCUAAUUCGCUACCCGAAGGGCUACUUUCCACGCAUCUUCGGCGUUGUUGAGGGCGACGAGGAGAAGCAGGUCGUUCUGCAUACCUAUAAAAUGCAUGAUGACAGGAGCCGGAAGUUUGAACGGUGCGGUGCUUGCCGUCAUUCUAUCAUCAAACAAUGGAAAGAGGAACGUAAGGGGAAGGAGGUUACGGAGUAG